GUAUAAACAAUUGAUAGGCCUAUAACGUGAACAGUCCUGAAUACCCCUUCCAACCCUCUUCAAGCAAGAUCAAUAUUUCUAGCUGAAGAGAGACAGAGCAUCACCGUUUUAAGGGAGGGGGUGUGAAUAAACUCACUCUAUAGAGCAAAGCCUGUUGCUAGUAUCACAUUUAAACAUUUGCCUUUUAUCUGUGUACUUCUUUCAAAUUUAGUGAUUAUUUCUGUAAUGUUUAAUUAAAAGAUUUGAUGAAAUUUAGUGAUGUGCUGUGGUCAGCAGUCAAGGGAUGGACAAGCUAACUAAUUUUACUCGUGGUAUCAACACUACAACAACAUCUCCGAUAUCAGCGCAGAAUUGUGCUUCAAACUCAUCAAGUUCAGCAUUUCUUGAUAGAUUGUUGAUUACUUCUCCAUCCUGGAUUUCUGUAAAUCAAGAUUUGAGAUGGAUUUUUCUUCUGCAUACUUAUGGAUUUGCAUGUCUUUUCUUUGUACUUGGAUUUUACACUUUUUUCUCCAUUUUAAAUUUAAGGUCCCUUAUAUCAAGCCGUCCUUUUAUGUCAACGAUUAAUAUAUUUUUAUGUUUAUUGGGUGCAUCAAGGGCUGCAUGUUUAUUUAUAGAUCCUUACAAUCUUAAAGAAAUAAUGCCAAAGAUUAUAGGAUCUACUUUGUGGGAUAUUGGAUUUCCUUGUAUUACUUCUGCGUUCUGCCUUAUACAAUUGACCUUCUUGCAAUUAACACAACUUAAGUUUGGACCAGAAAAAAUACAAAAGGAAUCAUGUCUUAGCCUUAUUAUAACAGGACAUUUUUUUUUUGUAAUUGUAAGCGACGUUGCUUUAACAUCACAUAAUUGUUAUAUGGCAAAAUAUGUGGUACAAACAGUAUUCCUGAUAUGGAGUAUUCUUUUAUAUUUAACGUUUCUUCAUGCAGGCUAUAAAGUCAUGCAUUUACUGAGAACUAUGCCAAGUAGUAUGUUAACAAGAGACAAUUCUAAUGCUCAUCACAAAGGUAUUAUGCAACUUGCUAUGCUAGCACCAUAUAGCAAUCUUGCAACAUCAGUAGCAGCUGCUGCAUUGGUGCCUACUUUAUUUGGUCCUAAAAUCAAAGAUUUAGAAAAGAAUGAAAAUGCCAACGUUGAAGGAGAUUCAGAAUAUAAUAAUAAAAGUUCUUUUAAAAUAUCUAAAAAACAAGAACCAGAUCAAAUAGAAGUGUCUCGUAGUAUUCCAUCAGUUAUGCGUGAAGAGACUCCUGUUCAGCCAGUAUCUACCGUACCUGAAGUUUAUGUUAGGCCACCGACACCUACUCCAUCAACUGCAAAUUUGCCAAUAAUAACAGUCUCCAGUCCAAGUCGAAGAAGCUCUUUAGCGAGUAGACGUGGGAGUGAUGCAUCUCAUCAUUCAUCCCGUAGAAAUUCAGAAUGUAGUGUUAAAUUUAUAAAUGAAGAAGAUCUACCAAUUAAUGACUUUAAAUAUAGCGCUGAAUUCAGCCCUAAACAUUCUCCUAGUAUUGAUAGAUGUCAAUCACCGGAACGAAUAACACGACGGCAUUCUGAGAAUAUUACACCAACUGGUAGCACUAAAGAAUUAAGAAGGAGCUCUGAUUUUUCUCAUGAAAAAAAUCGUAGCUCUCAGUUCGCCACUAAAUUGAGAAGAAAUAGUGAUUUUGGUAAUAGAACGCCGAGAAGAAUGUUACCACCAGUUGAACAGAGAUUGCCAAGAGUUUUAGAUCUCAGUCCUACAGGUUCACGACGUAAUUCCGACAUUGGUACUUUUAUAUCUCCUAAACAUGAGUCACGAAGAAAUUCUGACAUAUCCUACAGACGGAAUUCCGAAUUGGCUCAAAUCAAACCGUUAGUUAUAAAUCGUCGUAAAAGCGAUAUAAGUAUUAGAACAUUGGAUAAAAGUCCUACUCAUUAUCAAUGUAUAGUUCCUCAAAAAAUAGAAAUACAGGAGAAAUCUGAAUCUGAUUCAGAUCAACCGGAUUGUAAUGAAAAAGCUGCAUUGAUGAAUGAAAAAAUGAAAAAUAAAGGAGAAGAUGCAAAAAUUCGAAAGAAAAGCUUAUCUUGGAAAACCGAUAAAAAUAAAGACGAAUCGGAAGAAAUAACAGCAGAAACUAAUUUGCUUCCUGAAAAUUCUGGAAUGGAGAAUAAAAUUACGGGUACUGAUUUUACAUUGCAUUCAAUACUAAAUCAUAUAGCAUACGUGAAUAGAACUAAAUCAGAUACGCCGUUGCAUAUACCAGAAGCAACUACUGCAGCUAUUAGAAGAUCUCAAAUUCGGAAAGUAUUAAAUGUCACUUAUGCUACUGCAAUUUUAGGAAUCAUAUUAUGUAUCACAGAUCUUGCUCGUGUUUUUGGACCUUAUGGACUCUUAGCAGAGGCAGUAGCAUACGAUACGCAGCCAUUGCUUACUCAGUUCCCAAAGCCAUGGCCUUGGUUAUUGUAUCAAACAUUAUGUAGAGCUGUAGAGCUCAUAAUGGGUUGUGCAAUGGCAAGUAUAACAAAACAAUCAUCGGUAAGCCCACGCCAUCAAUAUUUAAAUAGUUAUCCCAAUUAUAGCACACGUGUGAAACGGGGUAACAAUCUUUACAUAUAAAGCAAUACUCAUGUCAGUCGUAAUAUAUUAGACUGAAGAACCAAGAUGCCAAAUUGGAUAUUUCCAUAAUCUUCUUAUAUACCAUCUAUCUAUCGUCAUUAAAACAUUUACAGAUUAUUCUUGUAUGACCAUCUUCUACUAAAGUAUAAUCUUUACUACAAAUAACAUUAUAUUCAGAAGAAAUUGUGUGUCUGUAGACAGAACAGUCAAGUAACAACCCUAUAUUUCUAUUCAAUUGUUUCCCUGUUUCAUACUUAAAUAAAUCUAAGUUAUUUCUAUUUUACAGCAACAAUAACAAAAAUCUUCAAGAUAUAUUUUAUUUUGAUAUGACUAUAUUUUUAAUGCUAACUGGGUGUAAAACUCAAAAGAAAAGAAAAGAAAAGAAAAAAAUAUAAAAAAAUGUAUUAAUAUUAUAGACUGGUAGAAAGAUCAGAAUCUGAUCAAAUACUAUAGUAGAAUUGCAGCAAUAGAUCAGUGCAACAUUCUAAAAAAAGUGUGUUCUGAUAAAAUAACGUUUAACUUUAUAAUACAAGUUUACACACAUAUAACUUAAUAAAUAAAUUUUUCAUUUGGUUAUAUAUAUAUAUAUAUAUUAUUCGAGGUAUAUAUAUAUCUAUUUUUUUAAUUAAAAAAUAUAUAACACAAUUUUACACUGCUACUUUUUAUGUUACUAUUAUUAUCUUAUUGAGUAAAUUAUUCUAUUGAAUAUGGUAUCAGUAGAUAUUUCAAUUUAAUAAAUUGGUUCUACGAUAUUUAUACUCAAAUAUAUUUUGCACGUAAAUUUAUUUUAAAUUAUUAGAAAAUAUUUAAAUAGAACUCUCUGCAAAAGAAAAAAAUAAGUAUUAAUAUAACGAAUGAGGCACUGAUAAAAAAAAAAAAAAAAAACCAAAGUGAUAACUUUUUACCAAGUAUUCACUGCAACAAAGAUUAUAUUUAAACAAUUUGUUCCCAAAUUUGAAGUGCCCUAUUAUUACAUGUUUGAGAAAAUUACUUAGUAUUAAUAAUACUUGUCUUGUAAUCGUAUAUUUUUCUAUAAGCGUUACGCUUCAUAUGCAACGGUUACUUCUAGAAUAAUUAAAAUGCUCGAUUAACAUGAAAUGUUAGAGACUUUCAAUAUAAUGUUUGGCAUAAUGUUAUUUAAUUUUUUUGUCAAGUGCCGUUGAUUAAAAAGUCUAAAAAAAAUAUACGGUUACAGUAUAAAUAAUUUGUCGGUAAUGAAAAAUUGUAACAGUGUUGUGAUUCUAAAUGUGAUAAAAGUUCAUGUACUUAGUAUGUAGGAGACCGUUUUAUGCUUAUGCAAGUUUUGCAUAAUAUCUUAUUCCGCGAGAUGAAAGACUGGUUAAUGUGACAAAUUUUUAUGUUGUUUUUAUAUUUUUUUUUAUUUUUUUAUCUAUUUGAUAUAUUUUACUCUAUAUUAUAUGUAAUUUUAUGAAAUAUUUAGAAAUUAUUUUUAAGAGUAUUCAAAUUGUCAAGAAAGGAGACAUAGUUAACAUGUAUUUAUUUGUAAAUUUUUUAAGGUGUUACGAAGAAAAAGGGUCUUUUUUCUCAAUAUAACUAAUUACGAGCAAUUAUUAUAUAAUAUAUAUAUAUAUAAAUAUAUAUGAGAGAAAAGUUACUUAAUAGAAGCAUAAAAGGUCUCGGUAUUCGUCUAUGUAGAAUUUAUGACAGAUUUUAGUAGUUUAAAAUAUCAUUGAUGUUCAAUGUGCCAAAUACUCAUGUUGUUAUCUAAUUAAAAUGUCUACAAAAAUGUAAGAUUUAACUCAACGCGAGUACUCCUAUAAAUAUAAAUAACAAACAACUAUUUAUAUACAAUUGGAUGUACAAUAAAUAAAACAGAUAUAUCUUUUCAAUUAAACUUAAAAUAAAAAAAAAAAAAAGUACAGUUGUAUGAAAAUAUAGCACAUAAAAACUAUUUUUAUGGAUGCAAAAAUAAUUAAUUGUGAAUAUUGGAAAUAUCCUUAUUAAAGUAAAAUCUAUGUAUAUUAUAAUGUUAAAACAUUGGAACAUAUGAAUAUCUUUACAAACGUAAUCAUUUAAUUAUAAAUGAAUUACAAAACAAUUUCAGAAAUGUAAUACAUAUUUAUAUAAUACAUAUGGAUUAAUCACAUAACUAUCGUACAGUAUUGAUGAACAGAAUCAAAUAUAUAUGUACACACACUCACAUACGUACACAUGUAUUUUAUUGCAGUACAAUUUCGAAUUUCACGCAUUUAUGCACUUUUUUUCUUUUAGUAAUCGUAUUAUUUUAACAAGCAAUAUAAACAUAAAAAGUAUUGAAAGAAUAAUAUGUGUAGUAGAGUAUUCAAAAGUUUAAUAUUUUUAUGUGACAGUAUAUAAUAGAAAUUCGUAGAGAAAGAAUCAAACAUUUGUUUUGAAAAGGAAAUAUAUUAACUCAGUAACAUUUUAACUAAGAAACAACCAACUAAUGCAUACGAUUAUGAUUUAUAUAUAAAAAACAGUACACUAAGCCAUAAUAAGUUGAAUCGUGAAAACAAUGAUUGAUCAUCAUUCAAAUACUUUAUAAAUACACAUUGUAUCCUAUUGUGUAUUGAUGUUAUCUAUACGUUGAUUUGUGGAACGAAUUGACCACUAAGAAACUUUAAUAAUUAACGCUACUGAUAAAUCACAACAAUUAUAUUAUGAAAGACGAUUGCAAAAAAUAAAAGAAAUAAUUAGAAAUGUCUUGCUUUUUACAUCGUUGCGAGAUAAAAUAAAUGAUUAUCAAAAAG
Messenger RNA from Polistes canadensis, 5316 nucleotides. RefSeq lists its product as uncharacterized. NCBI's taxonomy places the organism in Eukaryota, Metazoa, Arthropoda, Insecta, Hymenoptera, Vespidae. Bases 284 to 2587 code for a protein of 767 amino acids. The record is from RefSeq and is a predicted model, not a curated record. The transcript is spliced from 9 exons.